Ctenopharyngodon idella (grass carp) is the source of this 2238-nucleotide messenger RNA. RefSeq names its product beta-1,3-galactosyl-O-glycosyl-glycoprotein beta-1,6-N-acetylglucosaminyltransferase 4-like. The coding region runs from base 885 to 2135 and encodes 416 amino acids. Lineage: Eukaryota; Metazoa; Chordata; Actinopteri; Cypriniformes; Xenocyprididae. The transcript has 3 exons. The record is from RefSeq and is a predicted model, not a curated record. Gene Ontology annotation, molecular function: acetylglucosaminyltransferase activity. Gene Ontology annotation, cellular component: membrane.
GUGUUGGGGAAAGUUACUUUUAAAAGAAAUGCAUUACAAUAUUGCGUUCCUCCCUAAAAAAGUAACUAAUUGCGUUAGUUACUUUUUAUGGAAAGUAAUGUGUUAUGUUACUUUUGUGCUACUUUUUCUCAUCUGGACUGGGCUGUUUUAUUAUAUAAAAACGUUCUAUUUUUGGCAAAUGUAAAGGCCCUUUCACACCAAAAGUGAAAUGAACAAGCCUCAGGCUGGAGGAAAUGCACAUUCAUGCCAGAAGAAUAGGACGCAGGAGAAGUAAAUGAGUAAAUGCAUGCCCACAUUUAGUCUAAAACUAGUCUAGAAUAACCAUCAUGUUUACACAGCGCACACAACACCUCUGCGCUUACUCCCGAUUUCUCUCAACAUGGAAACAGAGCUGUCAGUCAAUAAAUGGGGAAACAAAGUAACUUGCGUUACUUAUUUGAAAAAGUAACUCAUAUUUUGUUGUAAAUUUAAAAGUAAUGCAUUACUUUAUUAGUUACUUGAAGAAAGUAAUCUGAUUACUCACGUUACUUGUAAUGUGUUACCCCCAACACUGAAAGUAAUGCAUCACAAACAAUCAAAAAAGACAACACUGAAAAAAAAAGUUUAGCUAGACAAGAUAUUGUAGCCUACAUUGCCCAACAUUUUCUGUCAGACAUGUGGUUAAUCAGUAGGCUACAGUAAGUGGGAGGGACGUGAAAACAAAGGCAACGAACUGCUCAAACUCUCCAAGCAUCACUUUUUAUUGCCCCUACAUUAACUCCACCAUAAGCAAAAACAGAUGUUUAUAGUCAUUUGAAAGCUGGAUCAUUGCUAAAGUUCUUGCAAAAGAGCUCCAGCAUCUCACUUCCUAUAUGUUUGCGGAUGACGUCGAUGUAACGGCAUAAAUGAGAAGACUGUGGCUUCACCGCAAACUGAGAAAUGUUAUAUUUAUCUUUUUAACACUGGGACUUAUAUAUUGUCUUAUAAUCAUAAUUUUAAGACUAAAUAAAGGAGGAGGAUUGUCUGAAAGGCUGCGACUGACAGUAAAAUAUGGCAUUAACUGUACAGCAAUAUAUGAAAUGGAACCUGUGGAAGUGGGCAAAACUUUAGCCAUCCGCAAGCAAAAAACCUAUGUAGGGGAAACUGACCAGACUAUCGUGAAUGCCACCUCUGAUUGUGAUUGGUUUGUUGUGACACAGGGCUAUGCUGGGAUUCAAGGCACUGAAUUUGAGCGUGAAUUUCCUCUUGCUUACUCUUUGGUUGUUCACCAGGAUGCAGCUCUUGUGGAGAGGUUGCUCAGGGCCAUUUAUAUGCCCCAUAACAUAUAUUGCAUACAUUAUGAUCUGAAGUCUUCAGCUGACUUUAUUUCAGCAAUGAAAGGUCUGGCCCGCUGCAUCCCCAACGUCUUCAUUGCCUCAAAACUGGAGAGGGUUCAAUAUGCAGGCAUCUCACGACUCAGAGCGGAUCUCAACUGCAUGUCUGACCUCCUAGAUUCUGAGGUUAAGUGGAAGUAUGUCAUCAACCUGUGUGGUCAGGACUUUCCACUGCGGACAAACGCCGAGCUGGUGUCGGAUCUAAAGGAGCUGAAAGGCAGGAACAUGGUGGAGAGCAAGCGGCCUGGAGGAAAGAAAGAGCGCUGGAGUGUUCAUCAUAUGCUGAAAAAUAACAACUCUGAGUACUACGACAGACCUGUCAGCACUUCUGAGGAGAAAUCUCCACCUCCUCACAACAUUGAAAUGUUUGUGGGCAGUGCGUACUUUACUCUCUCAAGGGAAUUUGUGGUUUUUGUUCACUGGAGCUUCCUAGCUAGAGAUUUCUUGGCUUGGUCUGAGGAUACAUACUCACCUGAUGAACAUUUCUGGGCGACUCUGGUUCGUGUGCCUGGAGUACCAGGUGAGGUGCACAGAUCUGAUCCUGAGAUCUCAGAACUGAUUAGUAAAACUCGUCUGGUGAAGUGGUCAUAUUUAGAAGAGAAUCUAUACCCACCCUGCACAGGAGUCAGUGUGCGAGCUGUGUGUAUUUAUGGUGCUGCUGAGCUCAGAUGGCUCCUAAACUACGGCCACUGGUUUGCUAAUAAAGUAGAUCCAAAAGUGGAUCCUGUUCUUACGGAAUGUUUAGAGGAGAUACUUUUAGAAAAGCGGCCAAAACUGCAGUAAAAUGAUCUUAUUUUUAUACUGGUGAGACUUUUGGAUUGGUGAAAAAUAGAUAUAUUGUGUUUUUUGGGAAACCAAAAUAAAGUUACUUUGAGUAUGAAGUAUA